AUCUGUAAUGAGUUCAUGUAGGGCCUCUGUUGAGUGGAUCCAGCCUCUUACAAGGUUUACAAGACCUGCGCUACCUGGAGCGUGCCUAGACGUUUGCAGAAACUUUGCUUUUAUGCAUUUGUUGAGUGAGCAAAGUGAACAGAUGCCCUUAUUCCAUACAAGGAAAUCCUCCAGAUGUAUUGGGAGAAAGCAACAGGCUUUGUGAAUGCCCAGUGUGAUGGACUUGAGCCCUGGCAACUGAUUGGGUUGACGAUUUCAUCUACACUUAUAAGUGUAUGGCUGCAUGGCUUUCUCUUCCAAUCCGAGAGUUUAGCAUCCCGAACUAAAAAACAGUUCUUUAAACUACUGAGAAAAAUGCCAUUUGUCGGGGCUAUAAUUCAAAAGAAGAUUGAUGAAGCCUUGAAUGAUGUCACUUCCAGUUUAUCCUUCCUGAAAGAUGAAAAGGAUUAUAUCAAAGCACUGCCGGAACAAGGCAUGAGUCAGCCUGAAGUACUGAAGAAGAUGAAAGAGUACAGCUCAAAAGGAGAUGUACGUUGGCAGGAUGGGAAAGUCUCUGGGACUGUGUACAGUGGUGAAGAAAAACUCACCCAUCUGCUAGUGAAGGUGUAUGAAGAGUUUGCCUGGAGUAAUCCUCUCCAUCCGGAUAUAUUCCCUGGUUUGAGGAAGAUGGAAGCAGAAGUAGUGAGGGUUGCCUGUACACUCUUCAAUGGGGGCCCCAACUCUUGUGGUGCUAUGACAUCUGGAGGGACUGAGAGCAUUCUGAUGGCCUGCAAGGCAUACAGAGACCUGGCUUAUGAGAGAGGCAUCAAACAGCCAGAAAUGUUGGUCCCAGUGAGUGCUCAUGCGGCAUUUGACAAAGCAGCACACUACUUCGGACUGAAGUUGAUUCACAUACCAUUGACCAAGGCUAUGGAAGUGGAUGUUCAGGCAAUGAGGAGAGCUAUCUCAAAGAACACAGCCAUGCUGGUUUGUUCCGCUCCCCAGUUCCCUCAUGGAAUCAUGGACCCAAUUGAAGAAGUGGCAGAGCUUGCGGUGAAGUACAAAAUCCCCUUCCAUGUUGAUGCCUGCCUGGGUGGUUUUCUCAUUGCUUUUAUGGACAAGGCGGGGUUCCCUCUAAAGCAUCCAUUUGACUUCCGCGUAAAAGGUGUGACGAGUAUUUCUGCUGAUACCCACAAGUAUGGCUAUGCUCCCAAGGGUUCUUCAGUGGUGUUGUACAGCGACAAGAAGUACAGGAGCUACCAGUUCUUUGUAGCACCCGACUGGCAAGGGGGCAUAUAUGCCUCGCCCUCCGUGGCAGGCUCCAGGCCUGGUGGAAUCAUAGCUGCAUGCUGGGCAACUCUGAUGCACAUAGGAGAAUCGGGUUACGUAGAAGCUACGAAGAGGAUCAUUAAAACGGCUCGUUUCAUCGAAUCAGAGUUGAGAAAAAUUGACAGCAUCUUCAUUCUUGGGAAGCCUGAAGUGUCUGUCCUCUCCAUCGGUUCAGACACUUUUGACAUUUAUCGAUUAUCUAAUUUCUUAGCUGCAAAAGGGUGGAACUUAAAUGUCCUACAGUUUCCAUCAAGCAUUCAUCUCUGCAUUACACAGUUGCACACAAAGCCUGGUGUUGCUGAACAGUUCCUGAAAGAUGUCAAAGACAGCAUUGAGGACAUCAUGAAGGAUCUCAAUGCUAAGACCACAGGGAUGGGAGCCAUCUAUGGAAUGGCUCAGUCCGUCCCAGACAGGAGCUUGGUAGCGGAGAUUUCUCAGGCAUACUUGGAUGGUCUCUACAGCACGGAUGUUCCUUGCAGUGAAAAGCACAUGAAUGGCUCCCCCAGCCACCACUGACUGUACAGCAUCAAUUGGUGCCUUGCCAACUAGCACUGGGGUGGUUCUGAAGGUUUCCUAGGGGAAGAGGUUGCAGUAAGCCUUUGUUCCUACAAUUGCAGGUCUGAUGGUGGCUUGAUCUUGGAAACUUCCCCAUCUUAGUCUGUGUUGAAAUCUGCAUUAUUUUCAUGCCCGACUUUAGUUUUAGGGCUUUUCCUCCCUUCCCCCUGCCUAUUUUCAACAUAACUAUUGAUGGUAAAUCCAAUGUCGAUUCCACAACUCCAAAUUCCUCAGGUAUCCUGCAUGUCACUUCAUUCCUUGCUGUUUCUUCUUCCACAGACCUGGUAUUCAGCCGAUGACCAGCCAAGUGUUAGAUUUGAGUUCUCAUGUUGUGUUCCAAAGCUUCGAUCUUCUCAGAAGUUAAAGGCAGAGUGUAAAUUGAAAAUUUUGUUUUCUUUCAAGUAUUCCUCCAAGCUACUGCAUUUAACAGACUGUGCUGGGAGCCUUUAUAUCUGUUGUAAUGCAGAGCCGAUAAACUGGCAAAGGAGAGAUGGUCAUGUACUCUUUUUGAAAUCCCCUCUAGAGAUCUCACACCGCAAUCGGUAUCUGCUGAGGGGAGAAAAGUAUGCAACACAAAACCCUUUUCUGGAAUCUCUUGCUUUAUAGAACAUCAGAAAUAGAAACCAAGCAGGUAGUGUAGGGAGGGGAACUAGAUGGUACUGAAAAUGCUGGUACAUAGUAACUGUUCUGCUUCCCUGCCUCCUCUGGAAGACAUGCAUUUGCCGCCUGGAGUGCUGUUGUACCUUGCACAAUUCUGGAGGGAUAUGCAAACCAGUGAUUUCACUGUUCAUAACUUGAAGGUUUUGCACUAUCUCACAAGACUGUAGUAGUCAGUCAGGCCCUGCCAUGUGUCAUGGCUAUGGACUUCAUGUGCAAACAGAUGGCACCAAAGCUGACCUUUUUUUACCAUGAUCUUUUAGUAUAAAAAGGUGACUUUUGUAAUAGUAGUAAUCUCUGCUCUUUGCACUGAUUCUUUUAAGGCACAUUCUCAAAAGGGCAUUCACCAUUGUGCCUUGAUGUUUCUCUGGCUUUUUUUGUGGGAUGCCAGGGAGGGUUUGAAGGUUCAGCUGUUGACCACAACCUUUGCUGUGGUCAUUUUCUUAUGGUACUAUACUGAACAAAACCUCAAAGGCAAACUGGCCUCAGAGAACGUUCUUGUCUGUAAGGUAGAAUACUAGUUGUAUUGAGCCAAAUCCCUUCACAGUAUUAUAAAGGUGCUUGUAUAGCUUUGAGAGGUAGAUGUUAGAUAAGAUGCAGCAAGUGGGAAGCAUUCAAGCCUUGGGCAUGUGACUCACCCUUCCUAUUUUUCUUCACUGUUUUUAUGGUGAGAGAGUUUUUCCCAGUGCAGCUUGUGAGGCAGUUGUGGCCUUAAGGACAAGCUGGAAAGAAUCUCUUUGAGUUAUUAAACAGCAGUAGAGUUACUCCUGCAGGGCUUUCCCAUGUGUUUCCUCUCAGCUUUUUGCAUGCUACUAAGAUUUUCCCAGGUAGAGUUCACCACUUGGGAGAAGACUUCAUGCCACGUUUGCACAGACUUCUGCAGGGUGUCUGAAGGCAUUUGUCUCUCUGCAGUAGAAGUAGAACCUGACCCUUGCUGGCUUAACACAGCUGAAGCACACACUGGUACAAUAGUUAUACCUAAUGAGAAGGUUACUAAGGUUACUUAACAAGUCUCUGCUCAAACCAGUGCAGCUUUGGGCCCAGUGAUUGUGGGAAGUAUACUUGCUUUUUAACAGGUUUGUUCUCCAGGCUAGGAGACAAAAGUAUUUUGACCAUCUGCCCUUAAAUUGGUGACUUUAUGCAUGUCUCUGAGCCCUUCUGAAAACAUCUCAUUUGAAUUGCCUGAUAGUCUCUUGAUGGUGUUACCAGCUCUGGCAGUCAGCAUUUAUGUUGGACCUAUUUAUUCUAUUAAUGGUCUUGCUAAUGUGACCAUUGCUGCAUCUGAGUUUGCAGUACUUUGGAGACAGUCUUAAGUGUCUGGCUACUGUGAUGGUUCCCUUUUGAACUGAGAUUUAAAAAACAAAACGGAACAAAAAAGGGAGGUACUCCUUUUGUUUCUGCUUUAAAAGAAAGAGUGGAUGGAUUGGGCUAGGUGAAGGAGAGAGAAAACCUCUUUUCCCCAGUUGCAUCCUCCUCUGAGGAAGUAGGUGGAUCUAACAGAUCAGUGCUCCAUUUCACAUUUUUGGAUGUAUUUGAAGAUGUUAUUUGUAAAUCAGUGUAUUCUAUUCUGGGCUUCACUUGUAAUAUUUGUGGGUUUAAUUGUUUUAUGUGUAUUUGUUCUAUGCUGUAAAUGUAAUCUUCUGAUCAGGAAUAGGCUGCUGUAAUUUACUGGUGUGUAGUCUUUAUUCAUCCUUGUCAUCUAACAUGUAAUCUACAUCUCCUUUAUCAUGCAAAGUGGUCUUGGAAAAAUGGUGUGGUUAAAAGGAUGCAUAAUUAUUUAAAAGACUAAAAGAAUUUUAUGGACUGGAUUAUGGUCUGAAACUGGAUGAUACUGGAUGAGACCUGGAGGGGAUUUUCGUGACUGAUUCCUGCAAGAUUUCUGACCUUCAGGUGCUCAAGUGAGACACUUAAUCUGUGCUUUUACAAAGCGCUCCCAAGGGAUUUGUGUGCUCCUAGGUACUAGACUGAAGAAUAUCCAAUGGGAUGGACCAAGAAGAGAUGUAUGUCUUCAUGCCAUGGAUUUCAUCUGCACUUUUCUGAUGACUUCGGGAGAGGGGAGUGGAAAGGUUGUGUACGACACAAUAAUAUCUUGCCCAGUAAAUACACAUUGACUUUUUAAUGAACAGAUGGGAUGAGUUCAUCUGACAGCAGUAUUCUGUAUUGCUCUGAUUUCCACUGUAAAACUUUAGGCUGAAAUAGAUGAAGAGAUUGUGAAAAAGGGCCUAGUUUGUAUUAAAACGAUGCAUUUAGCUA
This is a messenger RNA of Neopsephotus bourkii (Bourke's parrot), 4773 nucleotides long. RefSeq names its product sphingosine-1-phosphate lyase 1 (gene SGPL1). Gene Ontology annotation, molecular function: pyridoxal phosphate binding; sphinganine-1-phosphate aldolase activity. Bases 175 to 1824 code for a protein of 549 amino acids. The record is from RefSeq and is a predicted model, not a curated record. Gene Ontology annotation, cellular component: endoplasmic reticulum. The transcript has 14 exons. Lineage: Eukaryota; Metazoa; Chordata; Aves; Psittaciformes; Psittacidae. Gene Ontology annotation, biological process: carboxylic acid metabolic process; sphingolipid catabolic process.